CCAAAUUCAAGAUGGCCGAAACAAACCAAAAUUUGUUGUUGGAAAAUGUGAAAAUAGGAAAUAUAACACGUGCCAGAGAAUUGCUAGAGAGAGGGGCUGACCCAAAUUAUAUAAAUAGUGAAGAAGGUGUGUCACCAAUGCAUUUAGCUGCAGGACUGGGCAUUGAACCACUUUGUUUACUUUUACAGUACAAUGGUGACCCAAAUAUUAGAUUAAAUGAUGGUACAACACCUGUUCAUGUUGCUGCAAUAUGGGGUAUGUGUGACUGUGUCCAGAUAUUAUUGGCAAAUGGAGGUGACCCUUAUAUCAGAGAUAAGGAAGGAUUGAGUGUGGAGGACAUGGCUAUAAAUUACCAACAUGAUGAUGUCCUUCAAGUUAUAAAGCAGUACAUGUUUGAACUUCACUCAGAUGAUGAACAAACUACCACUCCAAUGUUUACUUACAAACGUUUAAGCUUAGAUAGCUUAAGGUCAGACUCAUCCAGUCCCAAUGAAUUGGAUAGAAAUGUAUCAGACACAUCAUCUGGUAAUGUGUUUGAGGAUUCUAUGUAUAAUACUCAGCGACUAGAGGACUAUCUACAUGAGUUUGCCCGAAGACGUAGAUCCAGCAUGUUCUUGAGUAAUGUACAGAGACAAAUUGAUAGAUAUUUUAGUAACGGACAAGAAACUCAUUUGUUAGAUGUGACAUCUCCAGAUCAUCCAUAUAUUGAGCCCAGGUUAAGUUCUCCAGAUGAAUACAGAGAUGAUAGUAGACAACAAGAGUCCCUACACCUUAACCUCAGUACUUCAGAUACCUCGGAUAGCUUUGUUACCUGUGAUGGGGAGAGCACUAAUUCCAACAUGACAGAGAGGGACAGUUUAUCCAGUACAGAUUUAUCACCUCUCUAUGAUCAUUGUACAAAUACUGUGAUCAAAAAUACCAAAUAUAUUUAUGACAAAGAUUGUAAGAAAUCACAUUUAACUCAUAGAAGAUUGUUCCAAGAAGUUGAAAACCCCAAAACUCGCAGUAUAUCAGAAAAAAGUCAUUCUCAGCAUUUGCCUGGAAACUUUUCUGCUGAGGCAGAUUGUCAUGGGCAUAUCAGUUUGUCUGAAAACAGUUUAGAUCUAGACUGUUCUAGAAAUGAAAAGACUGGACAUCAUAGAAGGGCUAAGUAUUGUGUAAGGCAGCCAGCAUCUCAAAUUCAGUCACAUGUAAAUGUAAAAUGUGACUUUUGUGGAGGUAUAGCAGAAAAGCUUAUAAAGGACGGAACUGUUUGUGCUGCGUGUGAAAAACUUGGGUUAGAACUUGAUGACUUAGUGGGGGCUUCUCUCAAUGAUAAUUAUACUGAUGUAAUUAAACAAGGUCUGCACAAGUUUGAUCAUAAAAUGCUAGACACAGAAGAUCAUAGGACUUUAUCAUUGCCAGAUAUUCUAGAAACUUUACCAGAAUCUGCUGAUAUAACUUUAAAUUGUCGUAGGAAAAGAAACUGGUUAUUAGCCGAGCGAAACAAAGUUUUUGACAGAGAUAAGGGUUCUCAGUUACAUCAAAAUGAACCUUUACAUUCCAAACAGAACCAAAAAAAUGUGAAAACACUUGAAAAUAAAGAUGUAGAUCAUCACUGUUCUGGUAAUUUGUUAAUGAGGGAUAGAAAUGUUGAAUCUCAGGGAAUUUUAACCUCAAAGGAUCAUGAUGUGACCGGUUUAACAAGCCAGAUUUAUAAUACUCAUUUAGAUGAUGACAGGCAAGGGAAAUCUAAAAACUUGAAUAUGAAUGAGAAUGCUUUUAAUCAGUUAAGAAUUGAUGACUCCAUGGUAUCACAUAUAAGUAGUACUGUGAAUGUAUUGGAUAAUGCCCAACUGUUUACAGAUUUUGAAGGUACAUUUGAUGAAACUUUUCUUGAUAAAAGAGAAACUUUGCCAGUUAAAAACGCUCUAUCUGUGAAAGGUAAUAGUGUUUUAAAAAAGGAACAGGAUGUUAUGAAAGAUAAUUGUGAGUGUAGCAAAGAGUAUGUGAAUAGCAAAGAAAGCAUUGAUGAUUUGUUUAAAGAGAUUCAACAGUGUAAACAGGACAAGCUAGCACAGACAACACCAAGCAGGAAUGAUUUACUGGACACAGGUUUUUGUGGCCGUCAGUCUAUGUGCAGUAUGUACAGUAAUGCCUCAACUGUAGAUUAUAUAUAUACAGACAAAGAAAAUGGUAUAACAUUAGUGGAGCGACAUCUACCCUCGGUCUGUGGGAGUCAGGGAAGCAGGCGUUCUGUUGACAGCCAGUUUAGUGUAAACUCCAAUGUCCUUGCAAAUCCAGAUAAUAAGUCAAACUGUUGUAGCCUUUCCUCUGAGGAUACAGUGCUUUAUAAUUGGAGAGAAAAUGCAAUGAUCAAAUCAAAUGAUAGUGCUAAGGGUUGUUUAGACGCGGCAAAUAUUGUUUCCCAAGCAACAGAUAGAAAAAUAGAUGAUAAGACACUGCGCUCAAAACUCGUUCAUCAUGGCGAUGACCCAGGGCCCAUUACAAACACAACUAAGCAGGCAUACAUGACUAGAUUGGGAAAACUUGACAAUAACAAAGUCUGCAAGAAAACAACUGGUAAGGUUCCAGAAUAUCCAGCAGAAUUACAGCUCGCACUAAAUGGUAAUCUGAACAUGUCAGACAUGCCUGGUAUAGAAACAAAAAUGGUUGCUGCCUUCCAAAACCCUGACAGAAUGAGACUAUGGAGAGAGGGUACCCUCAAGUCUUCCUUCAACUAUAUACUGCUUGAUCCUAGAGUCACUAAAAACCUUCCAAACAGGGCUAUCAAUAUGAGUGAUCAGGAUAUUUUCCAUACCUUCAUUUCUGCCAUCUUCUACAUUGGGAAAGGAAAAAGGGCAAGGCCAUAUUGUCAUCUUUAUGAAGCAAUUAAACAUCAGAAGAAAAAUAAUACCAAGAUGAGUAAGAAGGUGGAGAAGAUAAUUGAGAUAUGGGACAGUAGUAUGGGUGUAGUGUCUCUACAUUGUUUCCAGAGUGUUAUACCAGUAGAGGCAUAUACCAGGGAGGCUUGUAUGAUUGAUGCUAUAGGUUUAAAGCAGUUAACUAACCAGAAGAAAGGUGACUAUUACGGUGUGUCAGUGACAUUUUCCAUGAAAGAAAGACGGAAAAUGGGAGUAUAUCUUCUUCAGAAAGCAUUGCAGAUAUUUCUUGCAGAAGGUGAAAGACAGAUUGCUCCAUUAGACAUAAAGAAAAAUUGAUGAACUGUGAAUGAAUGUAAUCAAGAUAUUUGCAUUAUAUUAAUGUUAAAAAUGUCUGAACAGUUGUUGUUUGUUGACU
Molecule: messenger RNA, 3279 nt
Organism: Ruditapes philippinarum (Manila clam)
Lineage: Eukaryota; Metazoa; Mollusca; Bivalvia; Venerida; Veneridae
Exons: 11
Coding region: 12-3200 (1062 amino acids)
Molecular function (GO): endonuclease activity; protein binding
Source: RefSeq, a predicted model, not a curated record